Homo sapiens (human) is the source of this 5081-nucleotide messenger RNA. RefSeq names its product family with sequence similarity 110 member A (gene FAM110A). The transcript has 2 exons. Bases 3609 to 4496 code for a protein of 295 amino acids. The record is from RefSeq and is a predicted model, not a curated record. Lineage: Eukaryota; Metazoa; Chordata; Mammalia; Primates; Hominidae. Gene Ontology annotation, cellular component: nucleus; cytoplasm; centrosome.
ACUAUGUUCUAAGUACUUUACAAGUAUGAACUCAUUUAAUUCCCUCAACUCUGUGAUAUAAGGUAAUUACUGCUGUUCUUAUUUCCAUCUUGCAGAGGGGAAACUGAGCACAAGAGAGGUUUAAUAAUUUGCAUAAGAUAACCUAGAGGUGGAGUUUGAACCCAGAGAGUCUGGCUCUAAAUUUUACAUUUUUUGGGGGGGGGGGUGGGGUGGGGCAGUGAAUGAAUUAAAAUGUAUAUAAAAUAAAAUUUACCAUUGUAACCACUUUUAAGUAUACAGUUCAGUGGCAUUAAGUACAUUCCCCAUUGCCUCUCCCCCCAGUGCCUGGCAAUCACCAUUCUACUUUCUGUUUGAGUGAAUUUGACUACUUUGGGUACCUCUAGGUAUUAUAAAUGGAAUCAUAACAGUAUUUGUCUUGUUGUGUCUGGCUUAUUUCACUUAGCAUAAUGCCUUUAAGUUUCACCCAUGUUGUUGUAUGUGUUAGAAUUUUCUUUUUUAUGGCGGAAUAAUCUAUUCUAAUAUUCUAUGUAUAUGCCACAUUCUGUUUAUCCAUUCAUUCCUUGAUGGACACUUGGAUUGCUUUUGGCUGUUGUGACUAAUGCUGCUUUGAGCAUGAAUGUACAAAUAUCUGUUUGAGUUCCUGUUUUUAAUUGUUUUGGGUAUACACUCAGAAGUGGAAUUGCUGGGUGAUCCUAUGGCAAUUCUGUUUAAUUUUUUGAGGAACUACUUUACUGUGUUUCACAGUGACUGCACCAUUUUAUGUGUCCAUCAGCAGUGCACAAAGUGCUAAUUUCUCAACAUCUUCACCAACACUUGUUAUUUUCUGUUUGUAUUUUUUUUUUGGUAAUGGCCAUCUUCAGGGGUGUGAUGUGGUGUCUCAUUGUGGUUUUAAUUUACAUUUCCCUAAUGACUAAUGGUGUUGAGCAUCUUUUCCUGUGCCUGUUGGCCAUUUGUUAUCUUUGGAGAAAUGUCUGUUCAAGUGACUCUGCAUUGUUUUUUUUUUUUUUUUUUUUUUUUGAGACAAGAGUUUCGCUCUGUCGCCCAGGCUGGAGUGCAGUGGCGCCAUCUCGGCUCACUGCAACCUCUGUGUCCCGGGUUCAAAUGAUUCUCCUGCUUCAGCCUCCUGAGUAGCUGGGAUUAUAGGCCCCCGCCACCAUGCUGGGCUAAUUUUUAUAUUUUUAGUAGAGACGGGGUUUCAUCAUCUUGGCCAGUCUGGUCUUGAACUCCUGACCUUGUGAACCACCUGCCUCAGCCUCCAAAGUGCUGGGAUUACAGGCUUGAGCCACUGCACCCAGUCAUGACUCUGCAUUCUUAACCAUUACCUGUGCUUCUCUUAGAUUUGUAACCUCUGAGAAUAGUGGAUCAGCUUUCUGGGCUGAUGAAGCCCUCCCUCAGGAGCUGGGCACUGGAUGAUCUAUUUGGUUGAAUAGUUAUCAUAGCCUGCACUUUGGUGACAUUUGUCAUGCAUGGACCUCAUGCAGAGAGGGAGGCACUGUUGUGAGUCCUGUUUUGCAGUUAGGGAAACUGAGAUAUGGAGAAGUUGAGUAUUUUAUCCAAGGUCUCAUAGCUAAUCAUUGGUGGAGCUAGGAUUUGAAUGGGUUCUGGAGUCCAUGCUAUACCUUACAGAUAUGGCCAGGGGGAUGGAGUAGUGAAGACCACUGCAGGCAGCAGAACCAGUGUGUGCAGAGGUUUGUAUAUGGUGGCUUUGGAGAAAGAACAGGACUUGGGUAGAAGUGGUCAGAGCCCAGCUUGAAUGGGGGUGACUUGAAGUUGGAGGAAGAGUAGGACAGGUCUGGAAAGGCCAGGAGCACGGUGAGGGUUUGGGGAGGAGGCUUGGUGCUUAGGGACCCUGUCCUUUUUUUUUUUUCUCUUCUCACAAGAUAUUUAUUAAUUACAAAGGGAAAAUAAUAACUGUACAGUGGAGAAAUUUGGCAGAUACUGCCUUAACCAAGGAAUUGGCUGAUCACUAAGAUUAAGACAAACUGUUGUUAUGAGUGGGUGUGGUAAUGUACCUAUAGUCCCAGCCACUCAGGAGGCUGAGGUGGCAGGAUUGCUUCAGCCCAUCUAUUUGAGGCUGCAGUGAGCUAUGGAGUGCACUCCAACCUGGGCAACACAGUGAGACCUCAUUUCUAAAAAAAGAAAAAAGAAGCCUUCUGAUACCAUGUACUAAGAAGGACACAACAUCACUUUUGUGUUAUUCUUGACAGAUAUGUUUAACUUUCUCUCCUUUCUUUCUUCCUCUCUUUCUUUCUUCUCUCUUUCUUACUGAUAUAAGAAAAAGCUUUAUACAUUUAAUAUAUACCUCUUGAUGAGUGGCCUUGGCCUUUGAGGUGGGCUGGGUCCAGAACAGCCGGUUGUUCAACGGUAUUUCCUCGUGUUUGGUCCCUGAAGGAAGAAAAUUGGAAGGGUGUGAUGGAGCUCAUGGUCCAGUGGGAGAGACAGGAAACGAGUUAUAUUUCCUAUCCUAGAUAAGAGUAUCUAAAAUGACAGGAUGUAAUGAGUGCUCGGAAGGGAAUAAAAUGGGUGAAAUUGCUGAGGGGGUCUCUUGGAGGAGAUGACAUUUGAAAUGAGAUCUGAAGGGGGUGAGGGAAGAGGUUCCAGACAGAGAACAGCUGGUGCAAAAGCCCUGAGGCAGGAAAGACCUUAUGUUCAGGAACAGCAGGGAGGGCUUUGUGGCCAGAGCAGGAAAGAGGUUGGAGAUAAGAUGGGAGAUUUGGACAAGGACUGAGUCCUGGAAGGCCUGAGGGCCAAGUGGGGAGCUUGGAUUUUUUUUUUUUUUUUUUUUGAGACAGAGUCUUGCUCUGUUGUCCAGGCUGGAGUGCAGUGGCUCAAUCUCAGCUCACUGCAGGGAGCUUGGAUUUUAUUGUAAGGGAGCCACAGGAGGGUUUAAACACAGCAGUAAUGAGACUUUAUUUCUGCUGGGAAAACAUUGCCGUUAUUGCCCCCAUUUUACAGCAGAGGAAACCGAGACUCAGAACCAUGACCAGGGAGUGCUUCCUAAGGUGGUUUCUCCCUCUGGGGUCCAGCCGACGAGGCAGUAGAUUCCUUGGGACUUCCUUGGGGGGCACAUCUGGUGAGUGGCCAAAGCCCAACACUGAAAACACCGUCUCUUCCACCUCCCCUCCCCAGAUGUGAGCCUGGGUUCCAAUCCUGGCUCUACCAUUAAUCAGCUGUGUAAUUUUGGGCACGUGGCCUUACCUCUUGGAGCCUCAGUUUUCUCAUCUGAAAAUGGGCAUAAUAAUAGUAGCCCUCACAGGGUAGGUGUGAGGAUUAAAUUAGUUAACAUUUUGUAGAGCUUAGAACAGUGUCUGGUACAAAGAAAGUGCUCAGAUGAGAUUUGUUCUUUUCUUUUUUGGCUGUAAGUUUAUUCAAUGUGAAAUAAUCCUCUCCAAUUUUAUUGAGGUGGCUGACCACGUCCACGACCACAUCUGCCUCUAAACUGGAAUUCGGUUGCUGACCCAGCCCCAGCCUCGGCUUUCUUGUCAGCACCAGGGGGCACAGAACACCGUCUCAGUGGCCGGUGUCCAGCUGCCUACUUUCUGCCCGGAUCUCUGGCUCCUCAUCUCUCCGGUCUCCGCAGACUAAAGCCCUCGGGAUAUGCAGCAGCCAUGCCUGUGCACACGCUGAGCCCCGGAGCCCCGUCCGCCCCCGCCCUACCUUGCCGCCUGCGGACCAGGGUCCCUGGCUACCUGCUACGGGGGCCGGCAGAUGGUGGAGCCCGGAAACCGAGCGCUGUGGAGCGCCUGGAGGCCGACAAGGCCAAGUACGUCAAGAGCCUGCACGUGGCCAACACCCGCCAGGAGCCUGUGCAGCCCCUGCUGUCCAAACAGCCGCUCUUUAGCCCUGAGACUCGCCGCACAGUGCUCACGCCCAGCCGCCGAGCCCUGCCUGGCCCCUGCCGACGGCCCCAGCUGGACCUGGACAUCCUCAGCAGCCUCAUCGACUUGUGUGACAGCCCCGUGUCCCCUGCCGAGGCCAGCCGCACUCCUGGACGGGCCGAGGGAGCCGGCCGUCCUCCCCCAGCCACCCCUCCGCGACCGCCGCCCAGUACCUCUGCGGUCCGCCGGGUGGACGUCCGCCCCCUGCCCGCCUCGCCUGCCCGGCCCUGCCCAUCACCCGGCCCUGCCGCCGCCUCCAGCCCAGCCCGGCCGCCGGGUUUGCAACGCUCCAAGUCGGACUUGAGCGAGCGCUUUUCUAGGGCAGCCGCUGAUCUCGAGCGCUUUUUUAACUUCUGCGGCCUGGACCCGGAGGAGGCGAGAGGGUUGGGUGUGGCCCACCUGGCACGGGCCAGCUCGGAUAUCGUGUCCCUGGCAGGGCCCAGUGCUGGGCCGGGCAGCUCUGAAGGGGGCUGCUCCCGCCGCAGCUCGGUGACUGUUGAGGAGCGGGCCCGGGAGCGCGUUCCCUAUGGCGUGUCGGUGGUGGAGCGCAAUGCCCGCGUGAUCAAGUGGUUGUAUGGGCUAAGGCAGGCUCGGGAGAGCCCAGCAGCUGAAGGCUAGGCGCCACUGGGCCUGGAAUUCGCCACAGGACGGAUCUUACAGAGGCAAGUGGUCCCUGGACCUCUCUUGCAUCCAUUCUCUAGACGGCCGUGUCAGAGGCUCCACCCUGUUGUGAACUUGGUAUGGAGGCAAAGGCUUAGAGGCUGGACCAGCAUUGUUGGGCAAGGACUGACUCUCCAAGGGUUUUGUUCUUGGCUUUGGACACCUGAGAACCCCCUCCUCCCCUCCCCCAAUACAAGGUUUUUGACAUGAGUGUACUCCUGCUUAGUUCCUCUUGUGGGGCUGCAUUUGCGGUGCUUUGCCCUCCCCACUGUGAGUGAGGGGCCAAGGGAUCUCCUCAAUCCUGUCUCCCCAGCGGCUCUGUUUCCUCCUUCCUUCCUUGGCCUCUGUCCUUUGCUGACUUCCUCUUCCUUACCCAGCAGAACUCACCCUGGGGUCGGGGCAGUGGGGAGGGGCCUAUCCACUGCUCUUCCUAGUCCUUGGCAGCUGGCCUAGGUGGGCAGACUAUAGGAGGGACUGGUUAGGAGUCUGCAUUGCUUUGACUUCCCUCUCCUUGGUUAAUAAACACAAAUGCUUGUUUCUCAA